UAAGACAUCAAUAUCAAUUAAAGGGUCCCUCUCUCUUUCUCUCUCUCUCCCUCUCUCUCUCCCCCCUUUGCUUUUGCUCUUAUUUUAUGCACUGUACCUUUCCUCCUCUCUCUUCUCCUCUCUGCCUUUUUCCCCCUUCACUCAAAAACCCACUCCCUUUCCUUUCCUUUCCUUUCUGCUAAAACAUUACCCCAAAAAAAGAGACAUUCCCAGUUUCCUUUCCUUUUCAUCUUCUUUCUCUCCACACCUUUGAAUUAGGGUUCUUCUCCCACUCUCUUCAGUCUUCACCACCAUUGUUGAAACGUCACAACAUUCUCCAUAGCUUCACCCUUCUUCGGAUCAGCUCAAAUGGGUAAGCACAAACUUCUCUUGCUGGCCCUCACUCUCCACCUUCUCCAUGUCUCAGCUGCACCUUCCGCUACUUCCCCAGCAAAAAUUGUUAGUGGGUUUCUCUCCAAUGCCGUGCCUGCUUUCACCAAGUGGGUGUGGUCGCUCAAGGCCACCACCAAAACGGCGGUUUCGAGCAGGUCGAUGAUGAAGUUCGAGAGUGGGUACAACGUGGAGACUGUGUUUGAUGGAAGCAAGCUUGGGAUCGAGCCUUAUGCUGUGGAGGUGUUGCCCAAUGGGGAGCUUCUCAUUCUUGAUUCGGCUAAUAGUAACAUUUAUAGGAUUUCAUCCUCGCUUUCUUUGUACAGCCGACCCAAGCUGGUUGCAGGAUCAGCUGAAGGGUAUUCUGGGCAUGUUGAUGGAAAACUCAGGGAGGCUAGGAUGAGUCACCCAAAGGGGAUAACUGUUGAUGACCGAGGAAAUAUUUAUGUUGCAGAUACUACGAAUAUGGCAAUUAGGAAAAUUAGUGAUUCAGGGGUCACGACAAUUGCUGGUGGAAAAUGGAGCCGCGGAGGGGGCCAUGUUGAUGGACCAAGUGAAGAAGCUAAAUUUUCUGGUGACUUUGAUGUGGCUUAUGUUGGAAGUAGCUGUUCGCUACUCGUCAUAGACAGAGGAAACCGAGCCAUCAGGGAGAUCCAACUCCAUUUUGAUGAUUGUGCUUAUCAAUAUGGCAGUGGAUUCCCACUUGGGAUUGCAAUGCUUGUUGGGGCUGGAUUCUUUGGUUACAUGCUGGCAUUACUGCAGCGUAGGCUUGGUACAAUUGUGUCAUCCCAGGAAGCUCAGGUUCCAGUAACAGUAACAUCUUCGGUUCCUCCAAGUCCAUAUCAAAAGCCCUUUAAAUCUGUCAGGCCUCCUUUAAUUCCAGCAGAAUGUGAACCUGACAAGCAGGAAGAAGGUUUCUUCGGAUCCCUUGGGAAGCUUAUUGCCAACACCGGUGUGUCAAUGGUGGAGAUAAUGGGAGGACUAUUUCCUUCUUUCAGAAGAAAAUCCCUGAGCUACCAAUUUCAACGACAACCACUUAUCCAGCAACCUCAGAAGCAAGUUAAUGCUUGGCCGGUGCAGGAAAGCUUUGUGAUCCCCGACGAAGACCAGCCCCCUUCCAUCGACACAAGGGCCCCAACCCCACGAAAAACCUAUCCUUUCAUGUCCAAGGAUGCAGAGAAAAUGCAACAACUGCGACAAAGCCGAGCAUUCUACAGCGGAUGGGAUGGAGAUCUCCAGCAGCAACAGCAACAGAAACACCAUCAUCGCCAUCAGUACCGCUCGUCAAUCCCUCACACUUACUAUGAGCAGAGCCAUGAGACAACCAAUGAAAUAGUAUUUGGGGCAGUGCAGGAGCAGGAUAGGAAGCAGGAAUCUGUGGUUAUCAAGCCUGUGGAUUAUGGGGAAUCAAUGUAUGAACAAAAUAUUCGGUCUAGAAUGAGUUCCAUGGGUUAUGGUUACAGGUAUUGAGUAUAUAACAGCUAGGAAGUUUAGAUUUUUAGAAGUAAUGAUCUCAAUGGAGAGGGAAGAAUGAAAUCAGGUAUAGGUAGUGGUAUAAUUAAUGAUUUCUUUCAGUGAGAUAUUAGUAAGAGGAAGGCGGUGGUGCUGAUCAUAAUGUUAAUUGUUUUAUUCAGUUCUGCCAAAUGGAGGUUGCUAUGGUGUGUAGUGUAAGAAGCAACUCUGGCAAUCAUGAGGGUGGGGAGGGAUCAAGAAAUUUUGCAUGCUAUAUUCUUCUGAUGAUCUCAUUAUGUUUAAAUGUCCAAUAGUACUCUGAAAAAAAUUGUAAUUUCUUUCUUUCUGUUCUUUAAUUACAUUUCCUAAAGACUAAAA
Messenger RNA from Glycine soja, 2199 nucleotides. RefSeq lists its product as uncharacterized. Gene Ontology annotation, molecular function: protein binding. The coding region runs from base 349 to 1839 and encodes 496 amino acids. NCBI's taxonomy places the organism in Eukaryota, Viridiplantae, Streptophyta, Magnoliopsida, Fabales, Fabaceae. The transcript is spliced from 7 exons. The record is from RefSeq and is a predicted model, not a curated record.